Messenger RNA from Paramuricea clavata, 12415 nucleotides. The record is from the annotation of a GenBank genome assembly. Lineage: Eukaryota; Metazoa; Cnidaria; Anthozoa; Malacalcyonacea; Plexauridae.
CUUGUAUUGUUUGGUCGAUUUUGAACCUCACAAGAGAUUUGAAAUCUUUGAAAUCUUCUGAGUUCUGACGUUCUUGUAUUGGCGAAGAACCCUUAGCUUUUUGCACGGUGAAGAGUUAAAAGGUUUGUAUAUUUCAUAUUGGUAUUUUAUGUAAUUGUUCACCGGUAUGCUGUGAUUUCUCGUAUUAUUGUUUAGUUUAUAAAACAUGUCGGCAGAUCAAAUGGUCAAAUUUUGUAAAACUAAAAGCUACACCCCGCCGACGAAAUGCCAGCGUUUACUCAGUGCACACGCCAAUUUUUGAAACUUUCAUAUUAUUUUAGUUGUGGAACUUCAGCAAAAUCGCUUAAUGUAAAUGAAAACAGCAUGUUUAUACUAACGUUUGUCACAAAUUAAAUAUAGUCAUGGUGUUUGAAACACAAACCGAGGCUGACUGGUGAAAAACCUAACGAAGUGGCUGUACAACGCCUAACGGCCUAAGUCAUUCAUUUGCUGCAUACCUCUGAACUUGAAUUAUAUUCAGUUGUAAGACCACCACUUCAAGAAGGCCUCAGGGGCAUGCUCGUCUCCUUCAAAAAGUUUUGAAAUCUAUGUUUCCAGAAAAUGCAUUUCUUGCAUUCUGGGAAUACGUUUUAUACAGUUUAUAGUUGAAAUGUUUAAUUUAAAUUGCAUACAGUUAAUUUAGAUUCCACAGUUCAGCACUUUAUAUCAGUGAUAUAUGUAUGUAGGAGCUUGUUAAAGUUACACUCAAUAUCCUGGCCAUAGCUAGGCCAAGAACAAAUCAAUCACAUUUUAGUUCAAUUUAUAUGAAAAUUUUAUGUGAAAUGUAAAAAAGUUGGUCUUGCUUUCAUGGGCUAAAAAGAACUGAAUGCAUAAUGUUCACUAGUUUGAAUCCAACAAAAUUUUAUGAUAGAUGUUAUGCCAAUGAAGUCCACCGACUGCUUAUGCCAGUAUGCAACAUGCAAAUUCUAUCAAGGAGAUUAAAAUCCCUGGGAAGAAUGAAAGUUUAUACAUGUUUGAGGUUUCACCAUAUAUAUGCUUUAACACGAGGUGAAAGUGGCUGCAAAAACCAUAGUUCCUUAAUUAGUGAAGGUUUGCAGUCUUUUAGUGUCCUCCCAGUGUGGAAAGUUUGUAUCGCGCGGGGGAGAAAUCCCCGCACACUUUUGAAGCUUCUAUAUAUUUACUAUUAAAUUUUCGAAAUCUCCCCCUCGCAAUUUCCAAACUUUCCAGUCAGGGUGUCCUCUAGUCAUACUGCAGCCUUCUUGGAUAACAAUAGGUCAGCUUUAAGUAUUAUAAUGUGUUCUAGAAGCAACUGUGCACGAAAGCUAUAUUGUCACAUGCCCUAAAUCAGUAACUUCUGAUGGCAGUUGGGAAGUAUGUGGAUGAGUGUUGGACAUCUUUAUUUGAGUGUUGAGAUAUUUGUGAGUUGAUCUGUUUUCUUAUAAGAGAGCUUCAGAUUCAUAGGGAUGCAACUAUCUGAAAAGUACAAGGAGAACUUCAACAUUUCGAGCAAAGGCCCUUCAUCAGGAAGUUAUAGUAGUGCCGGGUUGGGAAAAAUUACAUGGGCUUUUGUGUAAUUUUCUCGACCUGUACUACUAACUUCCUGACGAAAGGCCUUCCCUGUAGACGUUGAAGUUCUCCUUGUAUUUUUUAAGUAGUUGCAUCCCUAUCAAUCCGAAGCUUUCUUAUUAUUGGCACUACCUACACUGACUGUUCUGUUUUCUUAUGGUGACAAUUACUCCAAUGCUAACACAAAUCAUGUAGACUACAUUUUUUUACUCCUACAUUUUAGCACACGAACAUAACAUAUUCAGACCAGUGUUCCAUUACCCAUUUGCCCAGCUAAUAUAUAAAUACAUGAUUCAUUGCAUUGAGCAUAAUUGUGAAUACAUGUGUGAGGCAUAUAAUAUAAUACCUUAAGGCAGAUGAUUGGUAGAUAGGCUUAAAUAAUCAGGCCUAGCCAGUGAGGUUUCCAGAAUACCAAUAAUACUUGCUCAAUAUACCAGGCUACAUUUGUCUUGGCCCUUGGGAUACUUGUUUCCAUAUUUUUGAUUAUACAUGUACCAUCCAAGUCUCAAAUUUCAAUUUCCAACCUGCAAACGGGAAUACUGUGCCUUACAAAAUUAAGGAAUAGUUACAGCAUGUGGAGGAUGUAGACUAGGUCUCAAUAGUUGCAUAAUUGCUGCUGCAUACAAUGAGGCAGCACACUGUCACUAUUCUUGACACUGUUUGACAAUCUAUACAUUGUAGCAAUCUCUACCUUGUAUCAAUCGGUCAGGGUGUCAGUCGGUUUGGUUGUCUCCCUCGAUAUUUUGUGUUAUAACUUGUGCAAAUUUCAAUUGGAGAACAUAAUAAUGGAUUCCCAUUCCAAUUAGUAAAUUCCAAUUACUAAAUUUCAAUUAGUAAAUUCCAAUUAGCAAAUUCCAAUUAGCAAAGGUAAUAAACUGAGAAAUAGACAGAAAUUGUUUGCAGUAUGUGUAUUAUGUUUCCAUUCAGUCUCUUUAUCUGACUAUCUGAUCUGUGGACUGAAUUGUAAAACUCUAUCAAAUGUUUAUUUUUAAAAAAAUCAUAUAAUCAAGGGGGCAGUGCUCUAGGAGCUGGUUAUAUUAGCCGGCUUGAUCAAGACAUUAACAAUCGAAAAUUAGGGGGAGGGGAACUUGUUUACACCAGAUGAUCUUGAUACGCGGAAAAGUACUGGCACUAGUUGUCAAAUAGAAAUCCAUUUUAUGAUUAAAACAACUGAAUAUCUCCUGUAAUAUACUUUAUUUCGAUUCCAUAUUUUUGUCAGAGCUAUAGUUCUCACAACCAAACAUAAUUACAAAAUUUCAACUAGUUUCAUAAAGAAUAACGAAAGAUAUAAUUGACUGAAUACAUCAAAAUGGAUUUCUAUUCGGACAACCCUUUCUGAGCGCUGAUUGGCUAAAAUACGAACACGAGAUCACCUGGAAUAGUGUACACUUUGUCAUGAAAGUCAAAUUCAUGCUCUAUUGGACAAAAUUACUUUAUAUGCAAGAAAUAAAGGAGUUAUCCAGAAAAAUAUCCAUUUCUAUAAAUAUUGUUGUGUUAAUUGAGAUUUUUAUCCAGGCUGGUGAUUUUACAUGGACAAAUUUCAGCUGACUGACCAUGCGCCCCUUUUGACACAAAUACCAACCUAUCUAUUGAGAGUGUCAAACGUGCGAUAGUAACUACUAGUAUAAAUAUAAAGCAGACAACCCAAACAAACAUGUGCUUGAUAUUAAUUAGUUUUAUUGCAAAAACAAUUAUUGUUUUGACAAAUAAUUAAAUACACAAAGGGAAGUAGAAGACUUGCUGCUCAAGUCAAUCUGAGUCAGAUUAGUUGCGAAAUAUGCAACUAAUCCAACUAUAGUCUAUAGUACUGUAGCUAGUAGAGCGAGACUUCACAAUUUUCAAGAAACUGGCCUUUUGCAAGAAACCAGACACCAGAUGUUGAAGCAAACUCUUCCUACACGGCUAAAAAUGAUCAGGUUGUUGCAAUAGUUGAUGAAAACAGGAUAGAACAAUGUUUUACUGCCCACAUUGUUCACAGUUGUCAACAAAUAUUGAACAAUAUUGUUACACCCGAUUUAGAAAGUGUGAACAACGUGGGCAGCAAAACAUUGACAUUGUUUAUUGUUAACAGCCUUUUUUCGUAUUGCCACCCAUAGUAAUACUUCAUGUAAACCUACACCUGGCGAUGACGAGGCAAGGCAGGAGGAAAUCCUCCCCUACAAUAUCACACAUUUAUUAAAGUUAGGUCUAAGCUUAGUUCAAAUUCACUAUUAUUUCAAACCAUUUGAGCAUAAUAAUAAUAAUAAUAAUAAUAAUGACUUUAUUUAAACUGGAGAAAAAAGACCGAUCAGCAUAUUUACAAGAAAUAGUUGGUAUUAACCGGUGACCAGCAUCGUAAAGGAUUUCUAUGGUAAAAAAAACCCCACAAAUUACUAGUUUACACUACAUUACUAUUUUACACUACAUACUGUAUAUGUUCUUUUUUGUCCAUAUUUAAUAAAUACUUAAAUACUUUAGUUUUAAAGUUUGAUAAAGAUUGUACUCUACGCAGUUCUUGAGGUAGCUCAUUCCAAUCUUUAGAAGCAGCACACUUAAACGACGAUUGUCCCAUUUUCGUUUUUGUUUUGAUAACAUGCAAUAGUAUAUUGUCAGAAAACUUGCCAGUACGAAAACAUAUAAAUAAUUUGAACGUUUACGAUACAUAAUUUUGUUUGGAACACAGGCGGAGCGUCAAAAUACACGUCUGCUCACGUCGCCUCACUAGCUCACUCACGUCGCCUCACUAGCUCACAUACGUUUUGGGUGUUCAUUAGGGUGCUUCUAGGCCUGCUGAAAGUGGAACACUACAACUUUCGUGGCUUAUGCAGGCAACUGAUUACUCACUCUUACUGAUCACACUCACAUGGUCCAGAACUGGUGAAAUGAUUGUGAUGGAAAUCUUUCCUGUCUGUUGUUCCAUUAAGUGAUACUAAAACCGUCUGUACCAGUGUGGGUAGUACCAAUGUGAAAUUGCUGUGCUGAGUUGUUAUAUUACUACCUGAAAAAACAAGCAGGAAGGGCCUUCGCUCGAAACGUCGGGUUUCAUAAUGAUUCAGCUUGUUUUGUUGUCAAUAGCAGCUAGGGUUCAAUUCGUGCUACUCCUUGUACUCCCUUUAUACUAAUUGGAUGGAAUUCUCACAGUUUCAUGAGUACUUGGAAAACUCUUAAAAACUUAGAGAAUUUUAGAAGAAAACGAAAGGUCUUCGCUUGGCCAAGCUGGGGUAGAAAGAGGGGUAUUAUAGGAAUGCAGAAACUAUUCUCAUGAUAUUUCAACAGUUUUCCAAGGAUACAGUAGUUGUCUUGGAAUGAUGUUAGGCUAAUGUGUAAUUUGUUAUUUUGCUCUUUAAAAACUCCUCACCCUUUGAAUCCAAUUUUUCAAUAGCAGCACAAAUCCUGAAAAGGUUUGGCAUUCUCGUAACUUUUCUUGCAUCACUACUGACCAUUUUGUUUCCAAAUUUUCUCCUAUUCCUUAUUGCUCCGCUUCAGACACUUUAUAAGUUGGCAGUGCUGGAAAAUGUCCAGCAGCCAGCAGCACCGCUGCCAGGAAAUUUUAAACAAAAUAUCUUCGCAGGAAAUCUUCUUAAAGACCACGUAAAAUCCGUUCUGCGCAGGCCUACAUUCCAGUGGUCGGGACCCGACGCACCUUCCUAACUUUCUUGAAUUGAAUCUCUAGUCUGUAUUUAUUUAGCAUAGCGAACCAGAAGAGUGUUAAAAAUUCGGUAUAAUAUAUAUCUAAUCAUAUUUUGAAACUGUAGCAGUGAGUUCAAAAUGUAAACAAAGCGUUUGUUUACAUUACGGACUUUACACGGUCUUUAAAAGUUUAUCACAAUAUGCGGCACUGUAAUAGUUAUAGCCACGGUUUGUGGCUAUAAAGUAGGCCUGCUUCCAGCAUCGUAAUAAUAAUAAUACUUUAUUUAAAGAGGGUAAACGCUAAACAGUUACAAAACUGAUAAACCUGCGGACUGCAAAUAUUAUAAAGUAGAUAUACACAAUAAAAACUAUAUACUAGACAUUACAUCCAUAUAUUAAAGCUAUGAAUAUAUAUUACAGGCGGAUCAUUAUAUUAUACACAGUAAAUAAAACCGAUCAGAAAUGAUUGACCAACGCCUGGUCGUUUUCUCACAUGCAGAGGUAAAGAGUUCCAUGCCUUAGUACUAUUACUGUAACAGUAAAAGAGCGUCCCAUUUCAGUGAAAUACUUAAAACGCAGGCAAACAUAAUUAAAUUCAUUAUAUACUUAGUGGAUUUAGUAUGGAUGUCACAAUAUCGAACAAGAAGUUCAGACAUGUAGUCAGGUAAUUCAAUCCUGGAUACGCUUAAAUGAGAUACAUAUAAGCUUUGGAUUUCAACUUCUUUAUAAAACGGUAUCCACCUAAGCUUAUUAAAAAUAGGAACUGACCUCGCAUGACUUUCUUUGUCUAAAAUUAGACUAGCAGCAUAUAUCUGCAACUUCAAAACGUCAUGCCUUAAACGGCAUACCGUCAUGGUUUGUGGCUAUAAAGUACGCCUGUUUUCGGCAUACGUCAUCGUUCUCUGAAAUCUCUUUUAAAAAAUAGCUUUUUAACUUUUUCUUGUUUGCAAUUUCAGGUCACACCAUUUAUCCAUAACCCAACUAAAACGUCUUGAAUUAGCCUCAACCAUGUUGCUGUAGUCCAUUUCCGUCGUGUUAUGAAAAUGGCCUCGAAACAAGAAGGAAGUGUUAUUCGUCCACGCACUAUGUACCAAUGUAAUGAAUGUGGAAAAAUUUUCCCUGCUUAUUCCAAGUUAAUAAACCACGAAAGAAUUCAUACUGGAGAAAAACCGUUUGUCUGUCGUAUUUGUUGCAGGGCGUUUACACAGGAAGCUCACCUGAAACGUCAUCACAAAGUCCAUGACAAUCAACGACCUCACGAAUGUGCUUUCUGUGAUAGAGCGUUUAAACACAAAGCACAUUUGAAAAGACACGUCAAGAGUCAUCAUAGUUAUAGUUACCAAAUGAGCAAGACAGACCAAUCUUAUUUCAAUGACCCUGAAAACUACCAAUCACAUAAGUUGUUGAAUGACCAGACAGGUCCAAAUGGGGCACCACCAGCGUAUUUGAAAAUACACACCGACAGUCAUCAUAUAUACAAAACUGAUGAGGCAGGCGAAUCUGUUUCCCUUGAUCCUGAAAAGCCAAACUACCAAGCAAAUAAGUUAGUAAAUGGCAAAACAAUUCCAAUUUGGGAACCACUUGCGCCUCUGAAAAGUCACACCGAAAGUUCUCAUAGUUACAGCAUAGAUGAGACAGGAGAGUCGGAUUUCCAAGACCCUGAAAAACUAAACCACCAAUCAGAUGAGUUGGUAAAUGGCAAAACAAGUCCAAAUGGAGAAAGCCUGAACGGACACGUAGAGGGAAUAUAUGAAUGUCAGUUGUGUAGUAAAGUGUUUAAGCGCAGGUCUAAUUUGUUAAAACAUGAAAGGAACCAUGCUCAGAACAAAGUAUUCAGAUGUGACGUAUGUGGGCAAGCAUUUCCCGAAUUGCAAGAACUGGCUUUUCACAGAGCUCACUGUGAGACAAAUUACUACAAGUGCCAGAUUUGUGACAAGGAAUUCGGGGCAAAAUUUAGCUUAAAGUGCCACGUAGAAACACAUUCAAACGAGAAAUCUUACAUAUGUGAAAUAUGUGGUACACGAUUUAAGCAUGCUCGUUCUUUAACCACUCAUAAAAGAAUGCAUACUGGAGAAAAUAAUUCUGCCUGCGAGUUCUGUGGUAAAGUGUUCAUACGACCAAAUGAUUUGGUUGUCCAUAGAAGAACACAUACUGGAGAGAGACCUUAUGAAUGUAAUGUUUGUCAUACAGCCUUCAAACAAAAAGCACACGUUGAAAAACACAAGGAGACAAUUCAUGGUAAAAUGAAACCAAAAACCAUUUCCACAAGUUCACACGAAAGAAACGGUUACACGAAACUGCAAAGAAAAUCUGAAGAGAAGCCAAAUAAGAUUGGAAUUUCCGCUGAGACUUUAUAUACUGAUGACAAGUUUACAGCACAAGAUGGAUAUCAUGUUGAAGAUCUCAAUGGCAUAAAUGAUUUAACUUCGGAAACAGAACCAGAAGAAUCGAAACCCGAAAACCCCUUUAAGGAAACGUCAUUGAGUACUUCUCCACCGAGACCAAAUACGUGCGAAACUUGUGGAAAAUCAUUCACGCAGAAGAGUUACUUGGUUGUACAUAGAAGAAUUCACACUGGAGAGAUGCCUUAUGAAUGUGACAUCUGUGGUCAGGCGUUUAGGCAGAGAGCACAUAUGGUGAAACAUAAGAAAUCUAUUCAUAAGCAAGGUAAAUUAUCAAAGCAAGGCAAAAUUAAGAUUUCAUCAAAGCCAAUUGCUCCAUCCGAAAGCGAUUCAUCCACCUCGGUCAAUGCAGCAAAUGGACACGAAAUGUUCCGCGAAAAAUUUGCUGAAGUUGACAAUCACAUACACAACAACAAAAAUAAUAACGCAAUACCACAUGAUGAGCAUUUAGUAUUUGAAAACCAAAAUGGUUAUGACGAGCUGAAGAAGACAUCUAAGAGAAGGCCGUUUCAGUGUGAUAUCUGUCAUAAAAAAUUCAGACAGAGAGGAUAUCUAAAUAUACAUAAGAGAAUACAUACUGGUGUAAUGCCUUAUAAAUGUAACAUUUGUAACAGAGCGUUUAGGCAGAAAACUCACGUGGUCAAACACAAGAGGACAAUUCACAAAUUGAAGAAACUGAGGACAAUCCAACAAAUGGAAGAUCUUGAAAACUAUCCUGAGGCAUCACAGGACAGAAACAACGAAGCACCACAGGAUGAAAACAGCGAAGCAUCACAGGAUGAAAACGUGGAAGAAAGAACUUCAGGAGAGGUUUUUACAAGCGAGUAUUCAAUGGUGGGUGACCAAAUUUUUGAAAAGUACGGUACUGAAUCAUCUAUUUCUAAGACGGCAGACGUAGACGCUUUGAAAUAUGAUGAAGGCAGCUUUAUUGGCAAGCCAUCCAAUACAUCAAUCGACUGUGGUGAACGUAGCUCUACUGCCAAAGCAUCGCAUGCGCCAGCUCACUCUGAUCGAAGUAGAUCUUCCACCAGGCCAUCAAAUGUAUCAAUCGACAAACCACAUGCGUGUGAAAUCUGUGGUAAAGCAUUUAAACGGAAACAUUAUUUGGCUAUUCAUAAAAGAAUGCACACCGGAGAACGGCCAUAUCCAUGUGUGGCUUGUAGCAAGAGAUUCAGGCAGGAUUGCCACUUAAGAGUACACAUGUCGAAAGUUCAUCCUGAUGAGUAUCAAGUUAUGCUGUCAAGAGCGCCAACGACCUAUAAAUGUAGAUUCUGUGACAGAGUAUACAAGCGAAUACAUCUUUUGAAAUUGCAUGAAAGAUCUCAUGGUGUUGAAGAAUAUAGCGAGACAUCAGGAACGUUACCAACUAACCAGAGUGAAGCGAAACUCUCUGUCAAACCCUCUUCCACGAGAAACUCACAAACUCUGCCAGUCAACCUCAAGAAAUCCUUGAUCAAACCGUCAAUCAAGAAAACCCCUCAAAACCUUCCAGUCCACCGCGGUAAAGCUUUUCCUUGUCAGUUUUGCCCCAAGGCAUUCAAAUUGAAGCAACACUUAACUUCACAUGAAAGAGUGCAUACAGGAGCAAGACCUUUUGUGUGCAGUACUUGUAGCAGAGCUUUUAAACAAUCCAGUCAUUUAACUCGACAUAAGAAAAUGCAUGACAUGGGAAAGAAAGUUAGCGAAAAGGACGCGAUUGAGCCUCCUAAUGAUAUCAAGCCUUACAAAAAUGAACAAUCCCGUCAUUUAGCUCGCCAUAUGAAAAUGCAGGACAAAGGAAAGAAACGUGGCAAAGGCGUCGCAACUGCCCCUCCUAAUUAUACAAAUCCUUACAAGUGUAGAAUCUGUAGCAAGACCUUCAAAUCAAAGAAAGGACAAUUAUAUCAUAUUUCAAGAUGCACUUUGGCAGCCCAUGAAUUCAAUGCAAGAAAACGACGGCCUCAAGUAAAGACUGAUAAAAAAAGGGAUGGAAAUAAACCCUACCAAUGCAAUAAAUGUGGCAAGCAAUUCGAUCGAAAGCAAAUACUUGUAAUUCACGAAAGAGUUCACUCUGGAGACCGACCUUAUGAAUGUGAUAUUUGUGGUAAGAGCUUUCCCAUCGCCGGAAACCUUGCACGACAUAAGAUCAUUCACACUGGCGAAAAACCUUAUGUUUGCUAUAUUUGUGGAAAAGGGUGUACGCAAAAGAGUAACAUGGAAGCCCAUGUGAGAUUGGUUCAUAAGGUGGAAACCGAUGGAGACGAAUUUAUCAAAUAUGAACGUAAAGGAAACAAGAAGGAGUCUAAACGUAAGAGUGCUAACAUUAUUUCUAAACGCAAGAGCGAAGAAAAUGGCGACGAUGAAAUUCAUAAUAAUUGCAAGGAACAUGAGUUGAAUACCAAAACAGAAUCGAAGGAUCCCGAUGAGGAACUUUAUCGAUGUUGCGAGUGUGGCAGGGGGUUUGAUGAAGAGAGCAGUAUGAUGGAUCAUUGCAUGGAGGCUCAUUGAUGGGUGCGUGUAUUAUUUAAAGUGUGUAUUCACUAUAUUACAGUCCAGGGACCUGUUGUAUAAAAGGAUAGUUACAAGUCAACCAAAGUUAGUGCGAAAGUUAACCAAUGAAAAAUCGCGUAUUGUAGAGUUAGCUACUAUUUAACUACAAAAUUGUGGUUAAUAGUAGCUAAGAGUUUUAUACAACAGGUGCCUGGACUAGUGAAUUGCGAACUUCAGAAUCAAGGCUAACUUCAGCAUUACUGAAGUAACGCCCAUGGUAAACUAGGAAAUAUUGUUGCGAAUACAUUGUUUCCCAGUUACGGUGGACUAUUAAAGAAACAUAAAAGAUUUGUCAGAAACAUUUGUUUGAGUAAAUUCCUCGAGUAGAACAAGUACUGGCUUAUGAAGAUGUGCUGUAAUACGUUUCAGUCUUGCCUGGAGAGGACAUUUUUUUCCAAAACAAUGUUCUCAAGUGCAUGGGGAAACAUUUACCAAAAUAUCAAGAUUUUACGUCUCAAUUGACAAAAUUUAUUUCGCAACGCCCUCUCUAUUCUUUUAAAUUAAAUUAAAUUAAAUUAAAUUAAAUUAAAUUAAGUACAGUAUCUGUUCGCAACAGUGUUUCUUAGUGUAUAGGAAGAAAAGGAGAUACUGUAACAAUAUUCGCUAUAGUGUACUUUUGUCAUUUGUAAUAAGGUAAUUUGUACUUGUCUUUCCGUGUCAAAAUGGUCAAUAUGUAUGUCGUAAGGUGGAAUUAAUAAGUCUAGAUUUUUGACAAAACUAAUAUUCUCUAUAAGUGUACAUUAUCCAGGUGUCGUUUUGCGUGUUUAACAUUAAUGUAUUAUUGGUUGUAUUAUAAUAUAUUGGGAAAAAAAGACGGCGACCACUGUAUAGACAAACGUAAUUGAUCCUUAUUUUUAAAAUAAUUGAAGUGCAUUAUGUGAAAUGGAUGCUUUGUAGUUACCUUUCUUCUAGAUCUUUCUUUAGGCCAUCUACACGAUACGAUUUUUAUUUAUUUAUUUGACUUUGCCAACUAGGACAGGGUCACCACAACAGCAUAUGCCGAUUACUGUGGACCCUUUUUACCUAACCCACCCUGGCGCUAAUCACUUCGAGUCUUGGACUACAGUAGUCGUAUACGAUUCUUAUCGUGGCGUAUGUACUCGAAUAAAUGUAUGUAAACUCUCCUCCGCAGAGCCUCCUUAAGUAUUUACAAAUAACUUACAUGAAGUUUCCUGAAUAAAAGUGAGCGCGCGCGUUGUGAUGGGAAGAUGGAAAUGAAGCCGAGAACUGCGAGAAGGCUCUGCCACAUAAUGCAACGAAGUAUGGUUUUUGAACCAAACUUUUGUUUGACACUUUUAAAAAUUGAAAUCGACGGAAAUGUGGAAGAAAUAUAAAUAAAUCUUCAUAAUCUGAGUAUCGAAGUUCAGUAGAGUCAUUUUUAUAAAGAAAUGUUGCAAUUUAGAGGAUAUUUAUAAGUAGAUAGCUCGUAUCCAUUUAUAUUCAUUUGCAAUUUCCCAAUAUUUUUCGGUGCAAAUGGACAGACGAAGAUAUUGAUAUUGGAUUCACUCCAAGAGACUCAAGUACGCCUGAAAAGGAAAGUGGAACAUAUGGAACAUGUUUUAACACCCUUGAAGGUUGAUAUCGAAACCGAACUCCAAACGAUUAUAUCCGACGCCAUAUUGGUUGCAUUGACUAGCACAGGCUUCUUUAUUUCGCUUUUCCCAUCACUCCUUGCGCGCUCACUUUUUGCUCACUAGAAACGUCAUGUAAGCCUCUGCGGAGGAGAGAGUGCGUGUAAAGAUGUCAUAUUUCGCCAUAAAUUGAUGAACAGGAAUAGUGGCGUCAGCAGUCGUUUUUAUACGCCAGAAUGACAAUCGUAUACGACUAGUCGUAUCGUGUAAAUGGACCUUUUGGAGAACUUCGUGCAAUAUCCCCCACCCUUCACUCCCGUUAGACUUUGGAUUUGACUGCAAAUGCGAGUACAAGAUUCGUAAAGCUUAUAGUAAUAUAUAUUGUACAAGUAAAGAAUAGUAAUACUACUCUUUACUUCUACAGUAUAAUUAAUUGACUGUUACAAAUGUAAUCGCAAUAACGCAAUGUAACUAGGCUAAUUAAUUAAGGAACAAUCGCCAUAUUCCUUAGCCAACCUCCAUAUAAGACGUCUGGUUACGAGUGCGUGGUGCGUUUGCACAUUGCGAUGCCAAUCCUGAAGGACUGCCAUCGCCACAAUGCCUAAAAGAGAAUUUAUCAAAAAAAAGUUCAAACACAGCUACAGAGUUAAGUUAUGGAAUGUACUUCCGGCUGAUGUUAGACCGUCCAGUAAUAAGCCGUCCAGUUCUCGAUGAGCUGCGUCACACUGUAUAUAUCGU